Messenger RNA from Cyphomyrmex costatus, 2034 nucleotides. It is a transcript of the gene Aldh-III, whose product is annotated as Aldehyde dehydrogenase type III. NCBI's taxonomy places the organism in Eukaryota, Metazoa, Arthropoda, Insecta, Hymenoptera, Formicidae. Gene Ontology annotation, cellular component: cytoplasm. Gene Ontology annotation, molecular function: aldehyde dehydrogenase (NAD+) activity. Gene Ontology annotation, biological process: aldehyde metabolic process. Bases 316 to 1848 code for a protein of 510 amino acids. The record is from RefSeq and is a predicted model, not a curated record. The transcript is spliced from 12 exons.
CGCUUGUUCACUUCUCCGCACUCCAUCGUCCAUCCCAAGGAGAAAAACGCCUUUCCCUCCUCCUACGUCGUCUCACUUGACCCCACUUUUUCGGAGCACAGAGAGAUAACUAAGACACGUGUACACUUUGAUCUUAUACGUUGUAUUUUGAGGCUUACAUUGUGAGAAGUUAGUAUGUAGUAGCGCGCCGAUCUCGCAACUGCAUCACGCACGGAAAGUUGUAACCGCCAACUUUGUGCUCUUUACAUUCUUGUGCUGUCAAAUUGAACAAUUAUUAAGUGACGUCUACUAGACGGUUCAGCAGUGUUCGCGAAUAUGGCACCAACAAAUGAUAAACAAAUGCCUAUAAAUUAUGCCGAUUUAGUUCAGCAGUCACGGGAUACAUUUAACAGUGGAAAAACAAGGCCGAUAGAAUGGAGAAUCAAACAAUUGAAACAAUUUCUGCUUAUGUUAACAGAAAAUGCUUCAGAACUUACAGCAGCUUUUUCAUCAGAUUUACGUAGGAGCAAGUUCGAAACGUUUGCAUUGGAAAUCGAUUAUACAAUUCAAGAGAUUAAGUAUUUGCUCAUGAAUAUUAAAAAAUGGUCAGCAACAGAAAAGCCGGCCAAGUCACUUGCGUACUUUUUCGAUAUGAUAGAAAUCCGGAAAGAUCCUUAUGGAGUUGUAUUAAUCAUGGGUGCAUGGAAUUAUCCCCUUCAACUAACUGUACUACCUAUGAUGGGCGCUAUUGCAGCUGGAAAUUGCGUGAUUGUAAAACCUUCUGAAAUUGCAGCGACUACGGCAAAAUUUUUAUACGAGACAAUACCGAAAUAUUUAGACACGGAUAGUUGCCGGAUAAUACUAGGAGGGAUUCCAGAAACGACAGAACUCCUCAAGCAACGUUUUGAUUAUAUUUUUUAUACUGGAUCCUCUACGGUUGGAAAAAUCGUACGGAAAGCUGCUAAUGAGUUUCUCACACCUGUUACGUUAGAGCUGGGUGGAAAGAGUCCCGUGUAUAUAGAUAAUACAGUAGAUAUAUCAAUGGCAGCAAAACGCAUUUUAUGGGGUAAAUGCAUCAAUGUUGGUCAAACUUGUAUUGCACCCGAUUAUAUGUUAUGUACACCCGAGAUACAAAAAAAAUUUGUUGAGGAAACCAAAAAGAUUUUACACGAAUGGUAUGGUGACAAUCCACAGGAAAGUCCCGAUUUAGCACGCAUUAUUUCGGACAAACAUUAUCAGCGGCUUGUUAAUUAUUUAAGUGAUAAAAGCAAAAUUGCUGUUGGUGGCGACAUGAAUCCUACAGAAAAAUUUAUUUCGCCUACAAUACUAGUUAAUGUCAAACCAACGGAUCCUAUCAUGCAAGAGGAGAUAUUUGGACCAAUAUUACCUAUAAUAAAUAUUAAUAAUGCAUACGAAGCAAUUAAUUUUAUUAACAAUCGGGAGAAGCCUUUAGCGUUGUAUUUAUUUAGCCUGGAUAAAGGAACUACAUCUUUGUUCAUUAAUAAUACGUCUAGUGGCUCCAUUUGUAUCAAUGACACGAUAUUACAUGCAGCAGUUGAAAGUCUACCUUUUGGAGGAGUAGGAAAUUCUGGUAUGGGAGCUUAUCAUGGAAAAUUUACAUUCGACACAUUCACGCAUAAAAAAGGCUGUUUGAUUCGGAAUUAUAAUAAAAUUGCAGAAAUCGUGGCCAAGUCUCGUUUUCCACCAUAUUCUGAUGCAAACUUAAAGUUGCUCAGAUAUUUAGUCGAAAGAAGACCUAGUCUGCCUUUUUUGAAGUAUAUACCGUAUGUGCUUAUGUUUGGUCUCGGGGUGCUCACCACAAUUGGAAUCAAAGCUGCAAUGAAGGAAUAUAAUUACACGGAGGAGUAGUUAUAAUGCCACUGAUAUCACGCAGCGCCUUCAUACAUCUAUAGAGAUUUUGUAAUUUAUACUUGAAUAUGUAAAUUAGAAAUUGCUUUUUACACUUAAUCUUGUAACACAAUAGAGAAUGUAAAAAGUCUUGUAUAAUGUUUUUGAUUUUACAUAUAAAUAUUUAUAUUUUAUUAGACAUUUCAU